AUGACUGAGCGCGUGGGGCCCGGGGCCGUGGGCUCCGAGCUCCGAGGCUCGGGGGUUUACUCGCUUCAACCUAAUAUCAAAAUAGCCAGUAUCAAAGAGACUCACUCAAGUCUCGAGAAAAUUGAUCAUCAAACCAGUGGUGAUCCCGGCAACUGGUCUGAUAUUGAGCCCAAGCCGGACACAGGCCAAUCGAUUUCAAUUGCCACAGAAAAAUCACAAGGAUAUUAA
Penicillium soppii is the source of this 228-nucleotide messenger RNA. RefSeq lists its product as uncharacterized. The record is from RefSeq and is a predicted model, not a curated record. The transcript has 2 exons. Bases 1 to 228 code for a protein of 75 amino acids. NCBI's taxonomy places the organism in Eukaryota, Fungi, Ascomycota, Eurotiomycetes, Eurotiales, Aspergillaceae.